GGAUUGGACGCCUAAGGGAAAAGAAACUGACAAAGAAUUAAAGCAGGAUUAUAGUUCUUGCAGAGAGAAGAAUUUCUACACAAUAUGUGAACAAAACUGAUGCUCACUUCAGAUAAGAUUCAGGAAGACAUAUGGACAGCCUGGAAACAAAUGUGGGAAAAAAUGGAAGAUUAUGACGGAAGACAUGUAGGAUCCCAUAGCAGAGUCAGCACUCUGCCUCAUGGCCAGUGGAUGUGAUGGAUCUGAACAUAUAAAAAUGCAUAAAGAUAAAGAGAAGAAAAAGACGGUUUACCUUUACCUUUCUUAUUGAUCAUUAUAGUGUUGAACAAACAAUAACCUAAGACAAAUAAACACGGAAACUUUUCCUGUCUGUUGUAAGGAUUUGAAUUGUCAGUAACCAUGGAUAAAGAAGAAAUGGAAGCCUAUCUUGACUUUUCUUUAAUGGCAGAAAGAAAUCAAAAACAACCUAUGAACUUGAAUCAGAUUGAUAAAAAUGCUGACGACAAUAAUCUGAAACAGAAUUGGAGUGAAAUAAGUGAACUCAGUGGUAGUGUUGCAACAACCCGAGGUCUUGAUUUAACAAGUGAAUAUCUCCUCACAAAAUCUGCCUCGAAUGUUCAAUACACAUCCGAACAUUUUCUUUUGGCUUCGGAAGGGCAGGGAAAUGAAGAAACAAAGGGAAGUAAUUCAGGCAUUACAAAAAUGGAAAUUGGAAGCCUCUUUCAACAGGUCAACCAAGAAAAACCUUUAAAGGAUGGUGAAAUUUUAUCAAAAGCUGUUGACAGUUCUCCAGUAUUCAGCAGACAGGAAGAAAAUGUGGACGAUAGAAAUGUAAAUCAUAGUCCUUGGAGCUAUAAUGAUGAAAUUGUGGUGUUGAAUCUUUCAAGGGGAGAAAAAACUAACCCAACCACAAGCUCUGCAGACAACAUUGUUGUUCAGUUUGAAAGUGAUCUUCAAUCAAAAACAGAAAUGCAUCUGAACUUUAUACAAAGGGAACAGAAUAACUUUAACUCAUCAUUCCUGUGUGAUCAGAAAAAUCAAAAAUCUGAAAGUGACACAAAACCACCAAUUUCACAAAAAAAAAUAUUAGGGGAUUUAGAGCAAGGCAAGGGAGAUAAUCAGACAUGUGAAGGCAUUGACAAUGUUGAAGGGCCUUCAUGUUCCAAUAUGUUAGACCAGGGAAAGGGAUGUGACUCUGAUCAACAUUGUGAAAUAAUACAGAACAAAGCUGCUUCAGAGAUAAAAUUUCAUGCUGAUGAUGUGGCUGUUGAACGAAGCAUUUACGUCUCAAAGGAAAGUACAGUGGCGAUGAAUGGGAAUGACCUUUCAAGGCCUCAGUUUGACCUUUCCAAUGACCUUUCCAGGGCACAGCUUGUAACAUCAGAGAGAGACUACCCCGUAAAGACACCGAUUAAAGUCAAGUCUCCAAUCAAAAUGACAUUUAAGAAAAGGAAAUACAAAGUAGAAAACAUGUGUAAAGGAGAAAACAAAGCAGAUACAUUAGUUCAAGACAACAAGAAAUUUUGUCACGAAAAAUUGAUAGAAACAUCCACAAGUAACGACAGUGAUUACGAUGUUGAUCAUGAUGGUCUUGUCGAAGAGAAUGUUCCAUUGGACUACUCAAUGCAUGCUACACUUGUCCGUCAAAACUUGUCAAAGAGUGGCACAACAGAUCAGGCUUCUACAAAACAGCUCAGUGACACUGAUGCCAAUACAAGUGAUCAGGAUCAGGAAAGCUUUUGCAGUUCAUUGAAACUGGUAUCUGUCAGCGAAGUGGAACAAAAAAAAUCUUCUGGAAGCCGAUUAAAAUCAGAAAAUGAAAGUAGUACGGAAGACGAAAUAGUAGAAUCUGAUUCCAAGGAAGAGGAAACCGAUCAGAAGGGAAUAGGACAGGUGGACAACUUUGUGUUAGAAAGGUUAAUAAAAAAUUGUCAGGAAAAGAAAAAAUCGAAAGUGAAAACAACUGGAAACAGUAAUUCAAAAGUUAAGGUCUUUAACUGUGAUACAUGUUCAAAGACAUUCACCAGAAAGUCAACAUGGCGACACCAUGUGAAAAUUCAUGUAGACGACAAGUUUAAGGAAUGUAAAGUUUGCGGUAAAAAACUAAAAUUUUCCGGCAAUAUGUUAUCUCACUUGAAAACUCACACUGGUGACAGACCUUUCAAAUGUGAAUUUUGUGAAAAAACUUUCACCCGUGCUGCCAGCCUGUACACCCACGUGCGUUCUCACACGGGGGAGAAAGCUUUCUUGUGCGAAAUUUGUGGGAAAGGCUUUGCAGACAAGAGCCAUUACCGCAGACAUUUAAGGAUUCAUUCCGGCAUCAAACCAUUUAAAUGUGACGUUUGUGAAAUGGCUUUCACUCAGAGCUGGAGUUUAAAGUCGCAUAUGCUCUGCCAUGCUGAAGAGAAACCACACAUCUGUUCCUUCUGUGGUAAAGGCUACACACAAAAGGCAUACCUGGAAAGUCACGUCCGUUCACACACUGGUGAGAGACCCUACAGCUGCGAAACAUGUGGGAAAAGUUUCAGCGACAGUAGUUGCAUGAGGCGUCAUGCCAAAUCGCACCUCGGUGAACGAUCGUUUGUAUGUGAACUGUGUGGCAAGGCGUUCGGACGGGGUUGGAAUCUGACCGUUCACAUGAGAAUUCACUACGAUGAUAAAAGAUAUGAGUGUUAUAUUUGUGGUAAAGCAUUUGUACAGAAGAUCAAUCUUGAUAAACAUAUUCUUACUCAUCCUGUUGAACCAUGUGAUUGAAUGAUUUAAGCAUACUGUACACUAACAUUUAUUUGUGUGUGAUUUAUUUUCACAGUAGAUAGACCAUAUUUUCUUAAAAAGUGCAAGUGACUGAUUCAUGGUAUGUUUUCUCUGGUCUUAAAUUUGAUUACUUGAAUGGAAUUGGAAUAGUCCAUUAUGAAAUGGCAGAGGUGAAUGAGUUAAAGGGAAAUAACUCUGCUAAGUUCUUUUAAAGUUUAUUGUAUGUACUCCAGGUUUAUCAGACUUUGUGUCAGGAAUAGCGAAAGUAGAUAGACCAUAUUUUCUGAAAAAGAGCAAAUUAAUCAUGCGUUUACAUGUAUCAUAGUAUGUUUUAAUUUCUUUGGUCUUAAAUUUGAUUACAUGAAUGGGUUUGAUAUCAAUUACUGCAAAAAUAAAUACAACAAUACAUUUAUUAACGAUGUGAAUAUGAACCUGUGACCUGAGGCUAGAAUACUCGACAGCGUAAGCUUCAUCUUUGAUAUUUACACAUGACAUAUCUGUGUAUCCUUUUUAAAAGUUGAGAUAUUGAAUUUAAAAGAUGAAUUAUAUAUAAAUGGGUCUGUACAUAUUGCAUUUAUCCAGCAAUACGCCCAUGCUUGUUAAUAAGCGCACUGAUAUCUAUUGCAGUUCAAUAACAAUGCUAACAAGUGCUAUUCAUGGUCCUAUAAUCAGCCAUCAUAGAUACUCAAGGGGUUAUAUAUAUAUGGUCACUUUUGCUCUCUGCACCACCAGAAGAUGUUGCAGCGUAAUUGAAUUGCACACAACUAGUUAUUUUUAUUAGCUCACCUCGUCUGUCGCCAGUCAACUUUUUUCUUUAAAACACUACUAGUCCUUAUAAUUA
Mizuhopecten yessoensis (Yesso scallop) is the source of this 3595-nucleotide messenger RNA. RefSeq names its product zinc finger protein 480-like. Gene Ontology annotation, molecular function: RNA polymerase II cis-regulatory region sequence-specific DNA binding; DNA-binding transcription factor activity, RNA polymerase II-specific. The record is from RefSeq and is a predicted model, not a curated record. Bases 400 to 2754 code for a protein of 784 amino acids. Gene Ontology annotation, biological process: regulation of DNA-templated transcription. The transcript is spliced from 2 exons. NCBI's taxonomy places the organism in Eukaryota, Metazoa, Mollusca, Bivalvia, Pectinida, Pectinidae.